AUGGAGGUUUUCCGCAAGAAGUUCCAGGCGGCCAAGCGCGCGGCGAAGCCGUGGCACGGCUUCGUGCUGCUCGCGGUCGCCGUGGCUGUUGUUGUGUUGGUGGUGCCGGUGGUUCUUACGCAGGAGCGGAAACGGCAUCGCGCUGAGGAUCAGGAGAAGCCCUCGGAUACCGCCAGCGCGCGCGUGAACCUGGGCUAUGCGCAAUACCAGGGCUCCCGCGUCGGCGGCGGCGUGGCGCAGUACCUGGGCAUGCGGUAUGCGGAGGCGCCCGUGGGCGAUCUGCGGUUCCGCGCUCCUGUUGAGCCGGCGCAGCACUCCGGGGACCAGAAGGCGGAUGCGUUUGGCCCGAUAUGUCUCGGCAUCUCGCAGCCGUACCCCAACGCGAGGCAGGACGAAGACUGUCUGUAUGUCAAUGUGUGGGCGCCGCUUAAUGCGACGACGGAGUCGAAUUUGCCCGUUUGGCUCUUUAUUCAGGGCGGAGGCUACACCGCCAACAGCAAUGCCAACUGGAACGGCACGGCCGUGGUCGAGCGCUCCAACCACAGCAUCGUCUUCGUGAACUUCAACUACCGCGUCGGGCUGUGGGGUUUCAUAGCCAGCGAGCGCGUGCGCGCCGCCGGCGCCGGCGACCUCAACGCGGGGCUGCUGGACCAGCGACAGGUGAUGCGCUGGGUGCGUGAGCACAUCGCGCAGUUCGGCGGCGACCCGGCCCACGUCGUCAUCCACGGCGCGUCCGCCGGCGCCGGCUCCGUCGCGCUGCACCUGCUGGCGCCCGACGAGGGGCUCUUCGUUGGCGCCGUGGGUGAAUCUGUGUUCUUCCCGGCACAGCCGUUUGUGAAGGACUUGGAGUGGCAGUUUGACCUGCUGCUGAACGAGACGGGGUGUGGUGGUGAUGAGCCGAUGGACUGUCUGCGCGGCAAGACGACUGAGGUGCUGCAGGCGGCCAAUGUGCCGUCUGCUUUCCCGGGGAGGCCGGAUUUGCCUGCGCCGCUGUUCUACUGGACGCCGUGUAUCGACGGCGAGCUCCUGCGCGACCUGCCGUAUCUGAUGUAUGAGAGGGGUCAGUUCGUGAACGUGCCUGUCAUGAUGGGUAUCACAAGUGAUGAAGGCACAAUAUUCACCGCCAACGUCGCCACAUCCACAGAAAUGGCCGUCUUCCUGCGCAACAACUACCCGCUCCUCAGCAGCACCAACGCCUCCGCCAUCGUGGAGCAAUACCCCCAGAUGGCCGCCCUGCCCGAGCACGCCGCCUGGUUCCCCUCGGCCGCCAAGGCCUACGGCGAGGCCACGUUCAUCUGUCCGGCCACACACAUCCUGGACUCCUACGUCCAGCACCGCCUGAACACGUCGUCGUCGUCCUCGCCGGCCCGCGCCUGGGGCUACCGCUACAACGUCCACGACGCCGAAAACACGGCGAAGGGGCUCGGCGUGCCGCACCUGUGGACGUCGUGGGCCGUCCUCGGGCCCGACAUCAACGGGCGGGGGACCGGACCGGCCAGCUACUACACGUACAACGCGGGCAUGAUACCGCUGGUGAUGGACUAUUGGAUCUCGUUUGUCAAAACGCUGGACCCGUCGGCGCUGCGGAAUGCGGAUGCGCCCGCGUGGGAGGGCUGGGGUGGCACUACUACUACCGAUGCCAAACAGAGACUGAUGAUGGAGACGGGCAAUUUGACGAUGGAGAUGGUGCCGCUGGAUCAGCGGGCGAGGUGCGCGUUUUGGAAAGGGCUGGCGCCUGUUAUGCGGCAGAAGUGA
Anthostomella pinea is the source of this 1755-nucleotide messenger RNA. The record is from the annotation of a GenBank genome assembly. Lineage: Eukaryota; Fungi; Ascomycota; Sordariomycetes; Xylariales; Xylariaceae.